Molecule: messenger RNA, 648 nt
Organism: Hypoxylon trugodes
Lineage: Eukaryota; Fungi; Ascomycota; Sordariomycetes; Xylariales; Hypoxylaceae
Exons: 1
Coding region: 1-648 (215 amino acids)
Source: RefSeq, a predicted model, not a curated record
AUGCCUUCUGCAAAUUGGGCCUCCAACAGCCUUUACGAUCCCAACGGGACCAUAUGGGACAUAUCAGAGACAUAUUUCCUUAUUCAAAUAACCAACAAUUCGUACCUACUAGAGGACGAAGCGAAAUUUCUACAUGAUUACUAUUCCGGAGCAAAGCCUAAGGUAUACCUAGCACGACAGCGAAGGAACAACGGUUCUAUAGUGCAAAUAUCCAAAUUUGCCACGUUUCGCGGCCAUUACAUAUGUUUUACUGUCAACACCGAAGUAACUAAUCCGCCAAUGAAAGCUCGCAAUGUCCUUGCAACCAGCUACAAAUUCAUUCACGGCAACUUAAACACCUUAGACAAUGUUUUUUAUUACGACGUCGUAAAUUUAGACGUUCGUAGCGCUAUAAGGAAUGCCUUCAAAACUAUCGACAGGUACGAUGACACAGGUUUGUACCACAUCAACACAGGAGAAAGAGGAUGGGUCGAAGUCAGGAAGAAUAACCCCUUCAUACUCGGAAUGGAAAAGUUGCUAGAGGAAAAUUCUGAAGGUAUCGGAAACGCUUUCAUCAAUAUGGUCGUGUUUUAUAUUGAAGCAAGCCAAGGCGGCCUCAUUAACUGGAAAGACUGCACUAUUCAUUUAGAAAUCAACCUCAGUCGUUAG